This is a messenger RNA of Nicotiana tabacum (common tobacco), 2014 nucleotides long. Its product is annotated as pentatricopeptide repeat-containing protein At1g06270-like. The record is from RefSeq and is a predicted model, not a curated record. Gene Ontology annotation, molecular function: protein binding. NCBI's taxonomy places the organism in Eukaryota, Viridiplantae, Streptophyta, Magnoliopsida, Solanales, Solanaceae.
UAUACUUUUCUCUUUUACUUCAAUCCCCUAACGAAUAAGGAGAAAAAUAAACCGAAAAGAAGAGGGAGGCAGUCUAAUUUUCUUUAUUCCUUUUAAUUAAUUUCUCAUCAAACUGAUAAAGCUGCGGCCAAGAAAUUCUUUUAUUAAUCAGCCAUAGUUUGGACUGCGUAUAGUUAGCAAGUCAGGAUUAAGGGAGAAACCGGCAACCUCUGUAGGGGUAUUUUCUGCCUCUGUGUUAUAGCGAGAACAGGUGUAAAAUUCGAGCAUUAUAAGCAUUCCGAGGCUAAGGUUAAGCUAUUUGUUUGAAUUAAGAAAAUGAAGAACAUCUUUUCACUAUUAGUAUUGUCAGUGUCCACACCAGUUUAAACGCACCUCUACUAAUUUUGCUUACGCUUAGAAUUAAAAUAAGAAGAACUCAACUAGGGUGAUGGCAGCUGCAAAGCUGCAUUUAUCUGUUCGUCCUAUUUGUCGUGCUUUUGCCUCUUCAGCAAGAAUGCUUGAAGAAACCAUUAAAGCAGUGGUGGAAGCAAAAAGAUAUGAACAGAUUCCUGAUAUUUUGAGCUCCCCUAAAGGGUCUAACCACAAUCCGAAUCCCUUUUCAUUUUUAUCCACCUUUCCUGAGAACACAAGAGUCCAAAUUGUUGACGAAAUUUUACAAUCUUUUAUUCCAGUCAGGCCUCGUUCUCGCCCUCGAAUUGCAUAUUCCUCUCUCCUUUCCUACACUCUCCAAAGCUCAAAUCCUCUCCCACUCGCUCUUGCCAUUCUCCAGCGUACCCUUCGCUCUGGCUGCCUUCCUGUACCUCAAACUCACCUCCUACUCUCCACUGCAUGGCUUGAACGUCGGGGAAAAUCUCAUUCUGUUUCAAGCAUAUUGUUGGAAAUGCAGGAUAUUGGAUAUAGCCCUGAUUGUGGCACAUGCAAUUACAUCAUUUUAUCACUUUGCAAGGUCGAUCAGAUAGAUGAAGCAGCUAAUGUAUUGAAGGGCAUGGCCCGGGCUGGUUGUAUCCCGGAUUUAGAUAGUUACGGUACUUUAAUUGACAACUUAUCCGAGCUAAGAAUGACGUCUGCUAUCAUAGAGAUGGUGAAUGAAAUGGUUGUGAGGUUUGGCCUGAGCCCGAGAAAAGACACUUUGGUGAAAGCAUUGGCAGCAAUACGAGCUAACAAAGAGAUAUGGAGAGCGAUUGAAGUAAUUGAGUUUUUACAAAAUGAGGGUGUCCAUGUUGGGUUCGAGUGCUACGAGGUAGUCCUUGAAUGGUGCUUAGAGAACUGCCAGUUUGUUUUGGCUGGAAAAUUUGUCACAGAAAUGACCAAGAGAGGGUUCAUACCGUACAUAAGGUCAAGGCAAAAGGUUGUUGAAGGCCUGGCAAAUAUUGGUGAAUGGGAACUUGCCAAUGCUCUGAGGCAGAGAUUUGCACAACUAAGGUCAUAGUUUUGUGCAACAAAAACAACGACCCAGUGAAAUUGUACUAGUGGGGUCUGGGGAGGGUAGUGUGUACGCAGACCUUACCCCUGCCCCGAGGGGGUAGAGAGGCUGCUUCCGGACACCACCAUUAUAUGUAAUAAAAGAAAUGGUUCUUGAUCAUUUUCCAGAUUGAAGGAGCAUGUGGUUAUACUCUUUGUUGUUCGGACUCUCCGAAAUGUCAUUGGGUGCGUGUUGGAUCUUCCAAAAGUAGAUAUUUUUGGAGGAUCCGACACGAGUGCGGCAACAUUUUGGAGUCCGCGCAACAUAGGUUAUACUAUUACGACUGCGGUUUCAGAACUCCAUUGGGAGUCUUCUCACAACCCAUGUACUGUAUAUCACUUUUUUGUUUAUUGAUUAGUUUAUGAAACUCAGAGAUUUUUAUGUAUUUUCAUAUUCUUUAGACGGGAAAACCCUUUCUGCCUCUGUGGGAGUUUCAUUCAUUGGCAUUUCCUAUUAUAGCUUAUACAAGUAAACUUGGUUCAAUUGUUAAUGAAAAACACAAAAUUUUGUUGAAUUCUGUUACAAACACCUAAUAUCCAGUUUGUAGUUUUG